AUGUUCGGGAUGUUAGUCUACGUCCCAGCGACUAUAGGGCUGACGGCGAGGAGGAAACAGACUAAAUGGGAUAGGGCGUGGGGUGAGGUGGUGUAUUUGGGCUAUCAAGCGGGAUUAUAUCUGGCCAACUCAAUCGUGGCCGGUGUCGUUGGCGGUCCUUCCUACUGCUCUGAAAGGCUAUACGAAUCUGGUCGAACGAGCGGCGUUCGUAAAUACCCAUACGAACCUAUCGGUUCAAUUCGAAUAAUCUGUAAUGCCAUAUUGAAUCCAUACGAGAGGAGAGAUACAGAGGGUAAUAUUACACCUUUCGUACAGACACAACAAGAAGGGGAAGAGCAGGAGCCUGAAAGGGAUAUUGGACCGUAUAUCCCUCCUCCGCCAUAUCAGUGUUCGUAUAAUGAUGGUGGUCAAGGUUCUUCACCUACGGAUCCAACAGAUGGCGAUGCCUACCGAGGGGUAUCACCUACAAUCUCAACUUUCCAUGAUUAUUCUCAUUCACCCCCUGAAGGUGACGACGUCCAACUUACUUCCCCCUCGACAUCGAAUUAUCAGAAUUCCAAUAAUGAUAGUUCUGAUUCACCUUUGUCACCUACGAUGAUCGAAAUAGUCAAUCAUAAGAUGACCCGACAUCAACAGAAUUUACCUCAGAAUCACAAUCAGUCUGAAACAAGGACGAGUCUCAGGAGAGUGAUGGAUGAAAAGGAGGAUAGUAAAGAGGUAGUUAGAAGAGCGUUGGGUGGUUAA
Kwoniella mangroviensis CBS 8507 is the source of this 744-nucleotide messenger RNA. RefSeq lists its product as uncharacterized. The record is from RefSeq and is a predicted model, not a curated record. NCBI's taxonomy places the organism in Eukaryota, Fungi, Basidiomycota, Tremellomycetes, Tremellales, Cryptococcaceae. The transcript is spliced from 3 exons. The coding region runs from base 1 to 744 and encodes 247 amino acids.